Molecule: messenger RNA, 606 nt
Organism: Marasmius oreades (fairy-ring Marasmius)
Lineage: Eukaryota; Fungi; Basidiomycota; Agaricomycetes; Agaricales; Marasmiaceae
Exons: 3
Coding region: 1-606 (201 amino acids)
Source: RefSeq, a predicted model, not a curated record
AUGCCCAAGUCCACUCGCGCUAGAAAAAUCAAACGUAGUCGCAGCUCCUACAAGUGCACCUGUUGGAGAUUUUGUCGAGCACCUCCCGAUGGAAAGGUUGUUUCGAAAACUACGUAUCAUAGCCAUAAAGAACAGAGAGAACUGGAGAAAGGAGUGAGAUUAGAAGACCUUGAGAACAGGAGAAGCAGGCAGAAAUCCACGAUUGCUCGGUCCCGUUGGCAGGAGGAAAAACGAGAGGUGGACAAGGUACGCAGAGCACGGAAUGUAAAGAUUUCUCUGGUUGGACAAAUUCGUUAUGCGGAAGUACUCUACUAUUUCAAUGUUAUUAAGGAGAAUACCCGAUUUACCCUUGCAGUCAUCACCACAUUCUCACCUCCAAAUGCCGAAAUCCUUCAGAAAUCUUUCAAAACUCUCAAGGUGUGCUCGGAGGGAGAUAGCGUCACGAUUAUUGAUGCAAAAUGGAUCAUUGAAGUUGUUGGUAUGAUUCCCUUCCAACAACCAGGUUUGGCAUGGGACAAUAAGGAAGAGGCAGACCAAUACUUUGUACUCGAAAAAUUGUAUUCUAAUGUCGUUGUCCAUGCCGAAGAUGACGAGGAGGAAAUUUAA